AUGUCUUCAUGCACAGAAGUGCUCACAGCAAAGCCCACAAACCUCUCCGUAGCCACGACUCCCAACCAUGAGCUCAAACACAUCGAAUCCGCCAUCCCGGAGCCCGGCGCAGACGAAUGCCUCGUGCAUGUCCGAGCAACAGGCAUCUGCGGUUCUGAUGUCCACUUCUGGAAGCACGGCGCAAUAGGCGAAUCGCUCGUCACCACUGACCUCGGCCUAGGCCACGAAUCAAGCGGCAUCGUCGUCAAGACAGGCAGCAACGUCACAAGUCUGCACGUAGGCGACCGCGUGGCAAUCGAAUGCGGCGUCCCGUGCCUGCAGCCCACGUGCGAACUCUGCCGGAUCGGGAAGUACAACGGGUGUCCGAAUAUUGUGUUCUACUCUUCGCCGCCGGUCGAUGGCACGCUGCGGAGAUAUCAUUGCCAUCCGGCUGCGUGGUUGCAUAAGUUGCCGGAGAAUGUGAGUUUUGAGGAGGGAGCGUUGCUGGAGCCGUUGUCCGUUGCGCUCGCGGGGAUCGAUCGGUCUGGGUUGCGGUUGGGGGAUCCGCUGGUUAUCUGUGGUGCGGGGCCGAUUGGGCUGGUGGUGUUGCUUGCUGCGCACGCGGCGGGGGCGGCGCCGAUUGUCAUUACGGAUAUUGAUGAGAAUAGGUUGAGGAUGGCGAAGGAUCUUGUUCCGAGAGUGCGGACGGUGCAGGUGGAGAGGGAGCAGAAGGCGGAGGAGGUGGCGGGGGAGAUUAAGAAGGCUUUGGGGCGGGAGGCAAAGUUGGUGAUUGAGUGUACGGGGAUGGAGAGCAGUAUUCACGCGGGCAUCUACGCAUCGCGCUUCGGCGGCUCCGUCUUUAUCAUCGGACUCGGAAACCAGACGACGCAACAGUACCCAUUCACCUACGCCUCGUUCCGCGAAAUCGACAUCCGCUUCCAGUUCCGGUACCGCGAGACGUAUCCCAAGGCCAUCACGCUGGUGUCGGAAGGGCUGAUUGAUUUGAGGCCGCUCGUCACCCAUCGUUUCUCUCUCGAAGACGCCAAAGAUGCAUUCGUCGCUGCGUCAACGCCGUCGGCCAAGGCCGUCAAAGUGCAGAUUCUCGAUAGUUGA
This is a messenger RNA of Neohortaea acidophila, 1092 nucleotides long. RefSeq names its product chaperonin 10-like protein. The coding region runs from base 1 to 1092 and encodes 363 amino acids. Lineage: Eukaryota; Fungi; Ascomycota; Dothideomycetes; Mycosphaerellales; Teratosphaeriaceae. The transcript is spliced from 3 exons. Gene Ontology annotation, biological process: D-sorbitol catabolic process. The record is from RefSeq and is a predicted model, not a curated record. Gene Ontology annotation, molecular function: L-iditol 2-dehydrogenase (NAD+) activity; zinc ion binding.